This is a messenger RNA of Anas platyrhynchos (mallard), 4669 nucleotides long. RefSeq names its product MMS22 like, DNA repair protein (gene MMS22L). Gene Ontology annotation, cellular component: nuclear replication fork. The record is from RefSeq and is a predicted model, not a curated record. Lineage: Eukaryota; Metazoa; Chordata; Aves; Anseriformes; Anatidae. Gene Ontology annotation, biological process: replication fork processing; double-strand break repair via homologous recombination.
CCCGUGCGGAGCCCGCUGGGGGCACGGGCACAACGGGAAGCAGCUGGGGCUGGGGCAGGCUGGAGCGGGCACCGGGAUCAGCCACGGGCUGCGGGGCGCCCCGACCCGCCGGGGCUGAGGCCAGGCAGGCGGAGGCGGGGAGCAGCAAAGGGAGGGAAGGGGAAGAGGAGGCGGAGGAAGAGGAGGAGCAGCCGGCGGCCAAUGGGCGCCGCGGCGCCUGCGCAGCGCUGGCCCGGCGGAGGCGCGCGGGCCGUACGGAAAAGCGCCCGGGAGCCCUUGGGGAGGCGGCGCCCCCAGAGAUGGAAACAAUGGACGAUGAUGACUUUAUGGCUUCCUUCACGCCCCCGCUUCUCACUGAAAGCUUGGAGAUGGCAAUGGAGGUGGAGAAUGAGAACUCAAAGCCUUCUUGUUUUUCCUGUGCUUUUGACAACCAAAGUGGGGGAAGAAUCUUCUCUGCAGAAUCUUACUUAGCAAGUGGGUCUCUUAAGAGGGUUUUGCUGAGACUAGAUCCUGCUCCAAAUGAUUACGAAGAAGAUGUAGUGGACAUGUUUGGUUUUCAGUGGGUUACUGAAAUGGCACUAGUUGAAUCCUGUGGAUUUCUCUUUGGAUUACUCAGGCAGCAAAUAUACAGACUGGAAAACCUAGUAGAAAUGAAUUCAUCUGACUUUGGUCAAGCUGCAAACUUGCACUCUGAAGCAGAGGGCAUCAGGCGUCAGUGUAUUGAGUUUUUGCAUUAUGUGAAAGUUUUCAUCUUCAGGUAUCUGGAACCCCCUAAAGUGGAUAGUGAUGGAGUACUCCACCCAUAUGAAGAACUAGAAGCCCAGUUACCAUCACUGUUGGUGGAAGAGCUUCAUGCUUUGACCCUGCACAUUGGGCACCUUUGUGAACUCCCUAGUAGUGUCCUGGCAGCAUUCACUGUUCAACACCAGGCAAAGAUCUUUCCACCAUCAUGGCAUUUAUUACACCUCCACUUAGAUAUCCAUUGGCUAGUGCUGGAAAUUCUUCAUGUACUAGGUGAAAAAAUGAUGAGACAAGUUGUGUAUGCUAACAAUUUCAUAAAUCUAACUGGAGAGAAUUUAACCAGUACCAGUUUAUUUGAAACACACUGUGGAAAUCUUAUAUCUGAUUUAAUAAGCUUGUCCAUCAACAAGUAUAUGAAGGUGAGACCUUCUGAGGCUCUUACUAGUCACCAUUAUCCCUGUAUCUGCAUUAAAGAAUUGUGGGUUCUACUUAUUCAGCUUCUGGACUUCAGAAAUACAGGGUCUCACACAGAGUGUUUCUGGAGCUUGGUGAACAAAAAUCUAAAGAAUAUCUUUGAAAGACCAAGUGGUUCUGAAAGGAAAUCUGUUUUUGAAACAGUUCAGUGUAAAGAUCCAUUGAGCUUUAGCUGGUGGAUUAUUACUCAUCUGGCAUCACUCUACCAGUUUGACCGUAAUGGAGAUCUAGAUGAAAAGAAACGGAAGGAAUCCAAUUGGAAGUUUGUGGAAGAACUCCUUAAAAAAUCCACUGAUGUUCAGACCGGUGUGUUAGAGGAACAGUUACGAAUGUAUCUUCAGUGCUGUUUGACUUUGAGUAGUUUCUGGGACUGGAACCUAUCUGCUGUCACCAUACUCUGGGAUUAUUAUAGCAAGAACCUGAACAGUUGCUUUACUGUUCCGUGGCUCGGUCUGAAGGGUCUGGCAAAUAUCAGUAAAACUUCUUUGUCAAUGCUCGAGUUGGUAAAAAGUUGCUGUUGUGAACAGCAGAUCCCCACCCUGUACGAGUCCAGCAACAGUUACCUCAUUUUUCUCAGCAUUUUGGCACGGAUGAUGAAAGAAGAGACAGAGAACAGUGGCGUGCAUCCUUGGAAACAAAUUAAAGGACGAAUUUAUUCCAAGUUCCAUCGGAAAAGAAUGCAGGAGCUGACAGAAGUGGGACUGCAGAACUUUUUUAACCUGUUCCUUAUGCUAGCAAUUGUGGCAGAGACAGAAGAUGUAGUGAGUAGAGUGCUGGAUCUUCUGGAUUUCCUGACCCCAUCCUCUGUCACCAUGUCUCAGAGAGCUCUCAUUUGGAGAGGUCAUUUUGCUUUCCUUUUGAUAUAUGUUGAGAAGAAUAUGGACAUUAGUGUUCUAGCUGAGAAAGUCUCAAAUGCUUUCCGUGACAAAGCAAAGGAAUUUUUAGUAGCCAAAAAUGACUACACACAGAAACAAAAUCUCUGGACUCUACUUUCAACGUACAUUGAUGGUGUCCAAGAAGUGUUUGAGACUAGCUGCUACUUGGGCCUUUCUGAGGAAAAGUUACUAAAUGAUGGCUUUACUAUGCUGCUGCCUGCUUGUCGAGGAGCUGAACUGAGUAUGGUCCUGAAUUUUCUUCAGGUUGUUCUAGCCAGACUUAGGAGCGUGCACGAACGGGUAAGCCAGGGACUUCAACCAGGGAACGCAGACCCAAACGCACAACUUCCAUUAGUGGCUAAAGAGCACCACCUUGCUGUCGCCAGUGCUCUCUGGAGAAAUUUCUUUCCCUAUUUGAAGAGCCAAAGAAUGUCACAGAUGCCACCUUCCCCUCAGCUUGCUGAUACAGCUGCAGGUUUUACGCUCUUAGCUUUGGAUAUACCCAGCAAAGCCCUAUCAGAUCUUCAGCCACAACCUGUUCUAUCAAUGAUGCAGCUGUUUGGAUGGGAUGACAUGGUAUGGCCUCACCUGGUGUCAAGAUAUCUGAGUCAUCUAAUUCAAAACAGGGAGCUGUGUGAAGCUUUUUCUAAGAUGGGCUAUACAUCCUACGAAGCUCUGACAGUACGUUCUUGGUUUCGAUGUGUUUUCCAAAUGUUCAUAGAUCAACCGACUGGUAUGCUGGCCAAGACAGAUGCUGAGCGAACAGUUGGGAAAGCCUAUAAGGAACAGCUAACUGAAAUGACAAGACUGAUUUUUAAACUCUCAGAAGUAGAAAACAUUCUCUCAAAGGCUCAUGUUGAAGAAUCAGUUCCGAAGCAAGACCCUAAAAAUGCUCUUGUCCAAUUCAUUAAGGCUGUUGGUAGAACAUACAGUGGCCUUCAGACACUCCCUGAGAAAUCUGCUAUGAUACUAAAGUCUAUGGAGUAUUUAGGUGAUGUAUUAAAGUAUGUAAAACCUUACCUGAAGGCAAAAGGACCUCCAGAAGGUUUGCAGCUUACUUACUGGAUCAUAGGAUGUCUUGUAAAGAACUGGGCAGCAAUACUGGCCACUUCCAAAGCACAGCAACUCCUGUUCCGCAUCAUAGAUUGCUUGCUGCUGCCCCACUCUGUGCUCCAGCAGGACAAAGAGCUGCCUGCAGCUUUGCUGUCUGCCAUUCAGGAAAGCCUACCUCUUUAUCUUCAGGGCCUAUCCUUUAUAUGUUGCCAGACCCAAACUCAGGGGGCCUAUUUAAAUCAACUGCUUGGGAGCAUUAUUCAGCAUUAUUUUGGACGAUUUCUCCCUUCUUCACCAACUGCACUUGGAGUUGGACAGCAUCCUUUGCUGACUGCUUUAUGCAGCUCCAUUACAGUCCCCCAGAUGCUCCGUCUACGGAAGACCACUCUGCAUGUCAUAAAUGAGAACUAUCUGCAGUUCAAAGGCAGUGUUCCGCCUCCUCGCUUGGCCUCGGUUCUUGCUUUCAUUCUUGAAGUGCUUCAGCGAACGCAGACCACUGCACAGUGUGACGUCGGCUUGGUUCUCCCGGCUGUGUUGAAAUGCUUGGUGCUGGUUAAUGAGCUGCAAGUUAAAAAAAUAUCUACAGACAUUGUGCAGUGCAUGGUAGAAGGCUGCCAAGUGGGGUCAGGAGGAGAACAUGCCACCCAGCUGACUUCUGUAUUUAGGCAGUUUAUCCAGGACUACAUUGCAGUGUAUGAUCACCGGGUUUACAGCAUAUUAGAAGCAGUGGCAGUCUUGGAUCAGACGUUAGUUACCAGCCUGAUUCCCACAAUGACACAGGCUCUGAAGGAUUCAGAGCACAAACAAGGUCUUGGAAGAAAUGCUGCACAAAGAGAAGCCUAUAAAAGACUCUUAUCUUACCUCUCAGAGGCUGGACAAAAUGAGAUACAAAAACUGGAAAAUGAGACAGGUUAGCAGUAUUGAUGGUGAUUGAUCCUUUCCUCUGACAAUGUUGAUACCUAAAACUGCUCUGUACAAUACAGUAGCCUAGUUUUUAUCUUUACAACUGCAAUCCAUUUAUCUUUUUUUUUUUUCAAGCUAUGUAUUAAAUUUAAUGAUUUCUAUGGUAUUUGAAUAUUGUCAUGCAUCUGAAGAGUAACUGAAUAUACUGCUGAAUGGUGAUUAAGAGGUAUGGCAAAUUUAUUACAUGUCCAAAUGUCUACAUGAACAGAGCCUGUAUUGCAACAUACAAGGCAGGAUUUAAAAAAAAAAAUAAUAAAAUCAGAGUAAUUACACAGAACUCAAUUCACAUUGAGACCUGACCCUCUUAACACUGUCCUUUUGAAAACCUUCAGUAUAUUCUUAAGAAAAUUGUAGCUUUGUGACUUCUAAUUUAUUAUGUUAGGAGAAUGAGAAAAACUUAUCUGUAGUACUGAGCUUUUUGAAUGCAGUGCAUUCACCAGUAGUUGGGCCAGUAUGGUAUAUAUUAAGAAAGGUCUUGUAUAUAUGUUGCACAAAAUGUAUAUAGCUGUCUUAACCUUCCGCCUGUAUUAAAACAUUAAAGUUUUUCAGUUUCCAGUGCAAAA